CACCAAGCAUCACGACGCUUCCGUUUCGCUAGCCCAGCUUUACAGCACACAAUGCGCCGAGUGAGAAUACCAGGGGUAUCAAUUAGACUGGUCACCAUCGAUCCCACAGUUUUGGAUGGAUGCACCUAAGACCCUUUAACGCAUGAGAGGCGCACAUUUACUCAAAGUCUCGCAUGAUCCCAGCAUCAUCAUCAUCAUCAGGUUUUGCAAGAACAUCUUACAACAAUCAAACACACGACUUUCGUCUUUCGCUACAGAUCUAUCACCCGCUGCCAACCAGCCUCAUCCAUCCCCACACCCUUUUUUGUUUUUGGUUUUGUCGUUCCUCCCGCGGAUGUCCGACCACUCCCUCCCAUCCAAAUGUCAGCCACCCCAAACAUCAUGCCAAGCAAGAACCAAUAGCAAACUGUGUUGUUCCAUCACCAAGUGGUAGGCCCUGAAAAGAAGGAAGUGAAAAAAAAAGCCAGAAAGUGUCCCUUCCCUAACUUGAACAACCCAAGUGUCGAGUAUUGUCAAGGCUCCCCUUAUCAUCGG
Molecule: messenger RNA, 534 nt
Organism: Ilyonectria robusta
Lineage: Eukaryota; Fungi; Ascomycota; Sordariomycetes; Hypocreales; Nectriaceae
Exons: 1
Coding region: 143-433 (96 amino acids)
Source: RefSeq, a predicted model, not a curated record